AUCACCGAAAAUUAUGAAAAUUUCAAAUCAUUUGUAUUGAUUAAUGUUCAAUUUUUUGAAAAUAAAUAAAUUAUAUUAUGGAACCAAACGCAAUCGAUGACGGAGAUUCUCCGCGGAUAAAAUCUAAAUUGAAAACAACAACAAUAUCGACGGCAUAUAAUAUAGUUUUACAAAUUGGUCUUCGUAUUUUUAGUUUUAUAAUCAAUGCUUUUAUUCUUCGAUUCAUCACUAAAGAAACACUUGGUAUAAUCAAUGUACGAUUAUUGUUAUUAUAUACGACAAUACAAUUCACCACUAGAGAACCAUUUCGGCGAACAUGUGCACCAAACAAUUCGGUUGAUGAUGAUGAUCACAAUGUAUCAAAAUCAAUGAAUCAAAAAGCCUGGUCUAAGGUGGUCAAUAUUACAUUUCUUUCCAUACCAUUAUCAUUUAUAACAGGCCUUACAUUCUCCAUAAUAUGGUAUAAAGUUUUCGAAAGACCUGAACAUUUACUUUCAGAAUAUCAAUGGGCAAUCAUGUCGAUCUAUGUUUCGGUAAUUAUCGAAUCCAUGGCUGAAACAUUUUUCAUCUAUGGACAAAGAUAUGAUUAUAUUCGAUUGAAAGUAAUUGUUGAAGGCAUCUUUCAAACUGUUCGUUGUUCAUUAUUAGCAAUAUUUGUCUAUAUUUCACCUGAACAUUCUGUAUUUGGUUUUGCAAUAGCUCAACUUGUUGCUUCGACAAUCUAUUCUCUUACUUAUUAUAUUUAUUUUCUAUUGAAAAUGAAAAUACCAAUGACAACAUUUUUACCAAGAUUUCUUCGUGAAAAAAAUGAUGAAGAUUAUAAUAUGAAAACAGAUGAAUUAAGUCUGUUAAAAACAUCAUUAACAUUUUUCUACAAUUCAUUAUUGAAACAAUUUCUUACUGAAGGUGAACGUUAUAUAAUGACCAUGUUUUCGGUCAUUAGUUUUGCUGAACAAGGUGUAUAUGAUGUAAUCAAUAAUCUUGGAUCAUUACCGGCUCGGAUUAUAUUUCAACAAAUCGAAGAAAAUGGAUACAUAUUGUUUUCAAGCCUUAUCAAACGUGAUCUGGAUGCUAGUCAACAGACGACAAAAAUUGUAAAAUCAUUAUCAAUCUGUUCAAAUCUAACGAAAUUGAUGACAAUAAUUGGUUUGACAUUAUUUACAUAUGGAUAUCAUGGUGCAAUGAUUGUAUUAUCCGUGUAUGGUGGUUCAAAUUUCCUACAUGGAACAUAUGGAACAUUGGCCAUUCGUCUAUUUCAAUGGCAUUGUAUAUACAUUAUAUUUAUUGCCAUUAACGGUAUACUUGAAUCAUAUUCAUUUGCAGUGAUGAAUACUGGACAAUUGAAUCGAUUCAAUGUUAAACUAAUGAUAACAUCGAUCAUUUUUACGGCAAUUUCAUUGAUAAUCACUUCAUAUGUUGGUAGUAUUGGUUUCAUUAUGGCUAAUUGUCUGAAUAUGAUGACCCGAAUCAUUAUUAGCCUACUGUUUAUCGGAAAUGUUUAUCCAAAUUAUUCACUAUGGAUAUUCAUAAGACAAACACGACCAAAUAUUCAUACAAUGUUGUCAUAUGUUAUCAUAUUCAUUGGGCUUUCAACACUGUAUCGUUGGUUAGAUCUCAUUGAUAUUCAUACAUUCCUAUGGUCAAAAGCAAUUAUAUUCAUAAUAAUCAAUGCUAUAGUUGCUAUUUGUCAUUUGAUUUUUCUUUAUUUUUUCGAAACUGAAUUAUGUUUAUUUAUAAGAAAUGAAUUAUUUUUUAAAUCUUUGAAAAAUAAAAAUAAUUAAUGUGUG
Dermatophagoides farinae (American house dust mite) is the source of this 1787-nucleotide messenger RNA. Its product is annotated as man(5)GlcNAc(2)-PP-dolichol translocation protein RFT1. Gene Ontology annotation, cellular component: endoplasmic reticulum membrane. Gene Ontology annotation, biological process: glycolipid translocation; dolichol-linked oligosaccharide biosynthetic process. The record is from RefSeq and is a predicted model, not a curated record. NCBI's taxonomy places the organism in Eukaryota, Metazoa, Arthropoda, Arachnida, Sarcoptiformes, Pyroglyphidae.